Closterium sp. Naga37s-1 is the source of this 1206-nucleotide messenger RNA. Lineage: Eukaryota; Viridiplantae; Streptophyta; Zygnematophyceae; Desmidiales; Closteriaceae. The record is from the annotation of a GenBank genome assembly.
AUGGAGAGUCCUGCUAUGAGGAGGGCUCAGAGUGAGAAGGAAAUGAGGGUGGGAGAUGGACCGAGUGCAGCUGCUGCUGCUGGGCCAGCAGUCGUGGAGGCGAAUGGAGAGUCGUCUGUUCCUGCCGGUUCUAGAACCCUCUACUCGUCGAUAAGAGCAGCGGCGUCGAGCGCGGAGGGCGGAAGCAGCGGCGUGUCCGUCGCAGAGGCAUCUCCCGCGAAAGGAGCAUCUGAGCCGUCCGUUUCGGCCGAGGCUGGCGGAGCAGGGUCGAGCGAGGGGAAAGCUGCUGUGAGAAAGCGUCUCGUUUCAGGCGUCCAGCCGACGGGAAGCAUUCAUCUAGGAAACUACUUGGGCGCAAUCAAGAACUGGAUCCCGCUGCAGGACGAGUGUGACACCUUCCUCUUCGUGGUCGACCUGCACGCAAUCACCCUACCCCAUGACGUGGAUGACCUCUCACGCUCAUCACGCACGGCAGCAGCCAUGUACCUGGCGUGCGGGGUGGACCCAUCCAAGGCGACCGUGUUUGUGCAGUCGCACGUGCGCGCACACGCGGAGCUGACGUGGCUGCUGUCGUGCACCACGCCCAUGUCGUGGCUCAACAAGAUGAUUCAGUUCAAGGAGAAGGCGCGCAAGGCGGGCGAGGACGUGGGAACAGGGCUGCUCACCUACCCGCUCCUCAUGGCGGCAGACAUCCUCCUAUACCAGUGUGACGUGGUGCCAGUGGGCGAGGACCAGAGGCAGCACCUGGAGCUCACCAGGGAUGUGGCAGCGCGGAUCAACAACCUCUACGGCGGCCGCAAGUGGAAGAAGCGCGGAGGGCGGGGUGGCAGGGUGUUCAAGGUGCCAGAAGCCAUGAUACCCCCUGCUGGUGCUCGCAUCAUGUCUCUCACUGACGGCACUUCCAAGAUGUCCAAGUCUGCCCCAUCUGACAUGUCCCGAAUCAACCUGCUCGACCCCCCAGAAGUGAUAGCCAACAAGAUCAAGCGCUGCAAGACUGACAGCUUCACAGGCAUGGAGUUUGGCAAUCCGGAGCGCCCCGAGUGCCAGAACCUGCUGUCCAUCUACCAGAUCGUCACCGGGAGAACCAAGGAGCCAGGAGGUGCAACAGGAGGUGGCGGCGCUGAGCUGGGGGCAGUUCAAGCCGCUGCUAGCAGACGCCCUUGUCGCUCACCUAGAGCCAAUCCAGGCAAGCCAUGUGUCCACUAG